Messenger RNA from Ogataea polymorpha, 2663 nucleotides. RefSeq lists its product as uncharacterized. The transcript has a single exon. Gene Ontology annotation, biological process: DNA-templated transcription. Bases 48 to 1517 code for a protein of 489 amino acids. Gene Ontology annotation, molecular function: DNA binding; zinc ion binding. Gene Ontology annotation, cellular component: nucleus. The record is from RefSeq and is a predicted model, not a curated record. Lineage: Eukaryota; Fungi; Ascomycota; Pichiomycetes; Pichiales; Pichiaceae.
CAGAGUCGGAUCACCUUGUCGAAGUAUUCUGGAAUACAGUUGACCCUAUGGUGCCGCUGCUUGAUAGAACCCAAAAUCUAUCACAGUACAAGCUGUUUUGGGAUCAGAUAAGCAAAGAUCCCGAAUCCUUAGACUUCAACUAUGCGGUUAUACUGUUUGCAAUAUAUUUCUCUUCUGUGAUCUCGCUCGAAGCAACGUCUGGCGAAGAACAGCUUGCGAUCCUCUACGAAGAUAAGCACAAGUAUUUCUCCAUCUUGGAAAAAAUCAAGAGCCACCUGCGAUACAUGGUAUCUCCUAGCAUGUCUUGCAUCGUGGCAACAGUCAUUGUAUGCCAAACUGGGUCAAUCAACUUCAAAGGUACCAUUUUGCAUGCUUCCGUAACUCUCAGGGCUGCUGAGACUAUGGGGCUCCACAAAGAUCUACUAAGGUACAAGGCUUUUGACCAGAUGCAUCAUAGAGAACGCGAGCUUCAGAAAAAAAGACUUUUAUGGCAUUCCAUCACUUACCUCGAAACCAUGAGCUCUGUCUCAACUGGAUUACACUCUCUGUCGCCAUUUCUUGAAUCUUCUGUCCCGUUUCCUUCUCACAAUGACUAUGAUUUCGAGAAAAAGACCUAUACUGGACCAACUAAUCCAUAUCUUAUGUUCGCAAUUGCUAGAUCUGUGAUUUGCCCCGUUCUAAAACGCUUUAUGAUUUACUUGAAUGUGGUAGAAGAAGAUCGAAGCGAAGAGAGGCUAGAAGACCUUCGAUGCUAUGUGAAGGACAUCUACGACACAUUUAGCGAUUUGAUUGAUCGGAUGAACAUGUGCGAUCCCAGACUCUAUUCUCCAGAAAUUAUAAGAUGGAUUGCAGCAAACAUCAUCAUCUUUGGUCACAGACUCUAUCUCCUGUACAAGGUUUGCGGCAUGAAGACCGUUCCAAAUUCUGAGUCUGUGGUGUACCAAUCUUCAGCAAAAUCAAUGACUAUACUGGAUCCCGAAGGCCGACAAGACAAACAGUCGGUUUUGAAAAAGUUGUUGUCAACAAGCGUUCCACUAGAUUCGGAUAUUGUUGAAGUUGCUGUAUUGUUGCUCUAUGAGACUUCUAUUCGAAUCACAGUCACAGAUGAAAUUUGCAGGUUCAAAUGGUUUGUGAAAAACAGCAACCCUUUCCAAUACCUUCUCAUUGUGAUUCGGGAUAUUUACAACCGACCAGAUUACAGACUCACAUUUGAUGAACUGCCAGAAUACAUGCGCAAAUUCGUGCCCCAGGAAUUUUUAAAAGGAACGGAAGAUGUACGGGUCAGUGUCUGUAGUGCUGUCAUCCAUUUGCUUGCUGAGUUGGAGGUUUAUUGGCCAGCUGUGUCGAGAGAGAUAUUUCACCUCAUAAGGGAUAUGGCGUCAGUUGCGUUUGAGGGGAAAUUUGCACGAGAAUUUACUCACUUCAAUGUGGACAGUUUUCCUCUACCUGAUUUGCUUUUCGACCCCGAAGGAACUAUAUUUGAUAUCCAUUCUAUCGAAAACUUCUUACCAGUAUAACCUUUUACGAACUAUAUAUGACUCAUGAAUAUUCAAGCACCAUAAUGUUGUUGAGCACUUUCCAGGCUUGUAUCGCUGUAGGGCAUUCGUUGCUCAGAUCUUGUAAUAUUAACUGAGCUGUCCUUAUCAGACCCUGCACGGUCAAUUCUAGACUUUCCUGUGUAGACCUGGAUCUGACCUCAAGAUGAACAAACAGGCGAGCAGCUGCAAGAAUCCAGCAUACCGAAAGAUGUGAGUAAUUGAGGAACCCUCCUUCGUGUAAUUCGUAGUAAAGCUGGAUUAUAUUUAGCGCUGCAUGUUUCACAAGUUGCGGAUUAAGAACUUCGUAUCUAAUCUCUGUUAAUUCGAAAGAUCCAAAUAAUUGAACCGACGAUAACUCAGAACUAGGAUUAUGCAGAUCGAUGAUCAACUGAUAGUAAAUUAGCUGGAGAUAAUUACCAAGAGGGAGAAGAUUUCCGAUGCUUAAUUCAUUGGUCGUAUUUUUAUGCCAAUCAUCAAUCUGAACGCGUGUCUGUGCUCUCCAAACCUCCAAGUCAUCUUGCGCAGAGCUGUCGAAUAGUUUAGUCCUGAUCAGAGACUGAAGGCGUCUAGCCUGAAAAAAGGCUUCAAAGAUUUUCAAGUGAUUUGAGUCGGAGCGUGUGGUGGCUCGAAUUUGGCUGGUUAUGUCACCGUCCACGAGGCUAUAGGGAGUUCCUGAGUAUGAGUUGAUGAUCCUGUCUAGAGAAUAGCAUGACCAGAAAAGGCGUCUUUCAAAACAAUCAUUUCCCUCGACUGUCUUUUCAACCUCUGCCAGAUGCUCCUCCCUAUGCAAUCUUAGCUCAACAGCUAGACGCAUAGCAGAGUUGAUAGUGUACCAGAUUCCAGGUGACACAGGCUUAUAGAGACCAAAAGAAGAUAUUAAUAGCAGGGACUGUAACAUUAGUUUGGUAUCUCGAUGUUCUUUCAGAUCUGGAAGGCAUUUAUUUAGCUUGUUCAUUGCUUGGGUAUAGUACUCUUCUGGUUUUGCUAAUCCCUUUAGCCAUUUUGAAUUUUGCCCUACAACAGCGCUUCCAAUAGCGAAAACCAUGUGAAGUAGGUGCGACUCAAAAUUAGUAAGUAAGUUUUCGUUUUCUUGCAGCUUCUGAAUGAGAUUAUCAAUACAGUCGC